UCCUUAUUUUUUGAUGGCGUUGUGAUGUAUUUCAUAUGCAGCUUAUCUUGAUAAAUGGUAUAUUUGCUCUAGGUUGUCAUUAGAAUGCGUGAUCAUUGAAGUUGGCCAACUUCCCGACGUCGAUUUGCUGUGACUGCAAACUAGUUGUCUACAAGUUUCAAAUGGCUGGGCAACGGCAUUAAAGUCAUCCAAAAUGAAGGGAUAGAUAUCUAGCCAAGUUAUUUAGAAAAUGGAGUCGAUAGACAAAUGGAAUAAAGACUUUAUUGCACUUAGGCUGCUGGAUAAGAAACUGAAUUCCAAAAGGAACGGCCGGACAGGCAAACAUCUUCAAAAUACUUUCAAGAUCCAUGGUGGUUUACAGUCAGCCAUAACACGAUCAGAAUGUGCUACUGGCUCCUGUCCAAACCUCCUCAUGAGCAGGCAGGAACAGCCAGAGCAGCGGCAGGUCGCCAUGGCGCUCUCCCCCCAGCUGCCUCCCCGUGCCAACCGGCCGCUUUGCCUCUCCGUCUCCUCUGACAGCAGCGUCUCCCUCAAGGCCCUGGAGACGCAGGAGUGGAAGAACAACUUCAAAGCCCAGAUGGAGCAGGCCCACAGUGCAGGAGCUGCCAGCAGUACUGGCUCCCUGGAGAGGGCGUCGUUGUUCUGUGCGUCAGGGUCCACCACAGCCUCCAGUUCGGGCCUCUCCAGUCCCGUGGAGCCACUCUCCCUCUCCAAGAACAAGUCCUCCAGCGCCUUCUCUCGUUUCUCUCCCCCCUGGAACAGCAGCUCAGAGUCAGACUCCAACCCUCCCUCUCGCUCCAGUUCCAAGAAAUGGCGCAACCGCAGCCGAAGGGGCAGAGCUGGGGGCGGGGCCGGGGUGGGAGUGGGCGGUGCUGGGGGCAGAGGGGAAGAGGCCACAGAACCCAAGCAGGGCGGCACGGAGCAGUUCCAGCACUCUGAGCCGGUCAUCUCCAAGGUGACGGACUGCAUCUACGUGGGGAACGUCAACGCGGCCUACAGCGGCCGCACGCUGUGCCGGAACAACAUCGACAGCGUGGUGGACAUGAGCAGCCUUCCGGGGGAGAGCAGCCUCUGCCUGGUCCCCUGCACCUGCUCCCGCCGGGCGCGGCACACCUGGUCCCGCCUGAAGGUGGACCUCGGGGACCGAGACCCCGCCCUGGAGCGGCGCAGCUUCGAGGACAUCAACGAGUGCAUCGCGGCGUCCGCCGAGAAGAGGCGGCGUGUCCUGGUGCACUGCCGCGACGGCUACUCCCUCGCCCCGACCUGCGUCAUCCAGUACCUCAUGGUCCGGCACAACAUGAGGCUCGUCGCCGCCUACGAGCUGCUCAGGGCCCGGCACCCGGUCAACAUCACCGAGAGCCACCAGAACCUGCUGAUCGGGCUGGAGAAAGCCCUGUGGCCCGCUGCCAGCGUGGACCCAGAGAGCUGCAAACAGGCCAUCUCCCGCAGAGUGGCCUGGACCUGACUGGCUCAGUGUUUAGUGUUAUAGUGCAGAUCGGUGAUCCAAAAGGGACUCUUUUAUGGUCUAAUGCCCCCCUACCCUUCAGCAUAGCAGGAGAACUGCAGGAAACUGAAGUAGGGGUGCACUCCUCAGAUGCACUCAUCUGCAAGCCUACUAUUAUUCUUCUCUCUAAAGACCACAUAGUCUCUGUUUUUAGAUUUAAUGUUUGAUAAACUGGAGUCAUCCAAAAUCAUCUGCUGAAUGCUUUACUUGCACAAUAGCAUACAUGUUUAACUAGCAGUCAGCUGGUCUGAUGGUGUUUGUAAUCAAGUUUGGCUUUUGUGGCAUCAACAGACUAUCGCUCUUCAAAGCAGCUCUUCUAGAACAUUGCUGGUUGGCCUUAUGAAUAUUUUUGAGAUUUCAUCAUUGUAGACAUUGAUAAGGUGAUACAUAACAAUAAAAUGUCCUCUAUGAGCAUAAGGUACAUUAGGACUGUCGUACGGAUGAGUUAUCACCUGUUUCUUUAACCACAGGGUUUAAAGGCCUACUAUGCAGGAUUUUUAACCUUACUGUGGUCCUGUGUUUACAAUUAUAGAUUCCUCAGUCCUCAA
This is a messenger RNA of Anguilla anguilla (European eel), 2052 nucleotides long. RefSeq lists its product as uncharacterized. The record is from RefSeq and is a predicted model, not a curated record. NCBI's taxonomy places the organism in Eukaryota, Metazoa, Chordata, Actinopteri, Anguilliformes, Anguillidae. The coding region runs from base 230 to 1465 and encodes 411 amino acids. Gene Ontology annotation, biological process: protein dephosphorylation. Gene Ontology annotation, molecular function: protein tyrosine/serine/threonine phosphatase activity. The transcript has 5 exons.